Bombyx mandarina (wild silkworm) is the source of this 1350-nucleotide messenger RNA. Its product is annotated as ubiquitin-like protein 7. Gene Ontology annotation, biological process: ubiquitin-dependent protein catabolic process. The record is from RefSeq and is a predicted model, not a curated record. NCBI's taxonomy places the organism in Eukaryota, Metazoa, Arthropoda, Insecta, Lepidoptera, Bombycidae. Gene Ontology annotation, molecular function: polyubiquitin modification-dependent protein binding. Gene Ontology annotation, cellular component: cytosol.
AUACCUGUCACUUAAGUGAAAAUUGUGAAAAAUAAUGCUUUCUGCAAGUCACUAAAAUAAUUUUUUUUAGAAUUUAUUGCUUCUUUAAUUAUCUAUAGGGUCAUAUUAAAAGGCAAUCUCAACAAGAAAUGGAUAACCAGCCAUGCAUAUUUUUGGGUAUAAAAGUGAAACCUGGACCAAUAGAACGUCACAAACUAGAGAAUUUUGGACUCGAGAAUACAGUAGAUUCUCUUAGAACUGAAGCUGAAAAACGAUCCAACGUACCAUCAUCGUCAUUAGAAUUAAUUCACCACGGAAAAAUCUUAAAAGACAAGGCAACACUUCAAGAAUGUGGAGUCAAGUCUGGUGAAAUGGUGCAUGUUGUGAAAAAGAAGACUACCACUGCCAGUGCAGCACCUCCAACUUACACUGAUGCUGAGCUGCAGCAGUUAAAUGCAUCACUGAGAACUCUUGGAUGUACACCAAAUGCACCAGGUUGGACUAGAGCUAUGCAGCUCUUAAAUGAUGACUCUGUUAUGGCUGAGAUCAUAGAACAGGCCCCAUCACUAGGAGAGGAUUGUGUAGCUCUUUCAAUAUUGCACGAGGUUGAGUUAUUGGCAGCUCUAGGUGCCAAUCUACAAACAAUGAGGCGGGGUGCCACAGCCCAUCCAGAAUUGCCCAUAGCAUUGAGACACCUCACAAAUCUUGUUAGAUCACGCUCUUCAACCGGAUCUACUCCUGGUGAUACUGCACCCACAUCUGGAUUUGCAUAUUCAUUGGAGGCUUUGUCUGAAGAUGAAGAUGGUGAAGAUGAGGAGACUGAUGAAAAUGGUGAAAGAAACCAAAUAACUCAAGAACAGUUAGCAGCAGCAUUGCAGGCGGCCACGGAAGCCGUGUCGACUCCGCGGAGCGGCGGCGGCAGUCACGAGAGCCUGCUGCGGUUGCUGCACGCCGGCGACUCCUCCCGACCGCACUCCUCCACGCAGACCUCAGGUCCCAGUCGUUCGGUUAUCACUCCGGAAAUGUUCAGUGAAGCUAUUUCAGAAGCUAUAAACAGAUCCAGCAAUAGACAAAGUGAUGGAACACCUAUGGAACAAAGUACUGCAGCAUCUUCAUCUCAAAGUCCCGGAGGAAGGGAAGAUAAUUUUACAACGCAAUUGAACCAUAUGCAUGAAAUGGGUCUACUGGACGACGCCCUAAAUGUUCGCGCCCUACUAAUAUGCUCCGGUGACGUGAAUGCAGCUAUAAAUUUAGUUUUUAGUGGCGCCAUCGGAGAUGAAUAAUCUUCAAGGGAAACAAUUGUUCUGAAAUAUCUACAUGAUUAAACAUAUGAGUCGACUAUUAUCAAAGCCGGCAAUCUGACUUUUGGAC